Messenger RNA from Sitodiplosis mosellana (orange wheat blossom midge), 1864 nucleotides. RefSeq names its product serine protease easter-like. The record is from RefSeq and is a predicted model, not a curated record. Gene Ontology annotation, biological process: proteolysis. Gene Ontology annotation, molecular function: serine-type endopeptidase activity. The coding region runs from base 645 to 1742 and encodes 365 amino acids. NCBI's taxonomy places the organism in Eukaryota, Metazoa, Arthropoda, Insecta, Diptera, Cecidomyiidae. The transcript has 12 exons.
GCAAUCAAACCAACGAAAAAGCCGGCUCGUUCCAGUGUCAUUACAACACUAUACUUGUUCUGUCUCAUAAAUUGUAGUGUGUAAAAGAAAAAUGUAGCGUAAUUUGUGCUGUUUUGUGUCAUAUAUCAAUACGAAUGAACAUGUGGUCCUCCAAAAUCAUUUUUAGUAAUUCUGAAUUCGAACGACUUCGAUUUCCUACUGUCGCAAGGUGCACCAUCAGGUCAAAUUAAUCCGCGUGACUAAAUACUCGAGAGAUUUGAUCCGAUUUUAGGCCGAAAAUCAAUCGUACCUGUGCCAUUGAUCAACAAAGCCGAACCAAUCAGUACAGCUCCAUCCAUCUCGACGAUUCUCGAAGUCGACAAUAGCAUCACGGAGUCAGUCAAAUCGAAUGAAUCAUUGGCGUCUGACAAAUCUCCAAUUGCGAAAGCGAAUGCGGCAGUAAACGACAGUGGUGAAAACGAACCAAUCGCGAAACUGGAAUCAAUCGAAAAGCUAGACACACACAUCGGGGGUGACGGCGAUAACUCACAAGCACCAAGCACAACCGAAACGUAUGAAACAGCCUCCAUUGGUGAAUGCGAUGUCACACCCAGCGUAUUAAAAAUAUCACAGACUGACCGAAUUUCUCCUAAAGUCCGUUAACAAUGGAGAAGACAGUAUUCUUCUUCAUCUUGUGUAGUAUACUCAUAUUGUUCAGUAGUUUAACAAGUGCACAAUCCGCAUGUCAGACGCCAGAUCACAAGAAUGGGGUUUGCGUCCAAGUACACGAAUGCCCAAUGCUGCUAAAUAUGGUAUUGACAUUUAAUACAUUGUCAAUAUUCGACAAGGAGUUUGUCAGAAGUUCUCAAUGUGAGAAUAAUGGUCCCGUUACAAAGGUAUGUUGCAAUACAUCAGUUUUCAAAGAAUCUGAUUUCCCUCAACCUGGCGUGUGCGGAACACAAUUUAAGGAAAGAAUUGUGGGUGGAGAAGAGACAACCAUAACCGAUUUUCCUUGGAUGGCGCUAAUCCAAUAUGAAAAAACUGGGGAAAGACCUCGAUACCUCUGUGGCGGUUCGCUUAUCAACAAAGACUACAUUUUAACCGCCGCUCAUUGCAUAGCCUCGAAUAAAUUAAUGCUUAGCGGAUGGGGACCGACGACAGUGCGACUGGGUGAACACAACUUAUUAACUGAUUUAGACUGUGAAGAUGACUCUGAAAUAGACUGUGCUGAUCCAGUAAUAGAUGUGGCAAUUAAUCAAACCAUUUACCAUGAACGGUAUCAAUCGAAUUUGCCUGGACAACACCAUGAUAUCGCAUUAAUUCGUUUAGCACAAUCGAUUACGUUUACUGAUUGGGUUAAACCCGUUUGUUUACCAUUCGCUCUGCAUUUGAGAAACAGAACCUAUACAAAUGUCCAUUUGAGUGUGGCUGGUUUUGGAAGAACAGAGAAUGGAACGCUAAGUGAUGUUAAAAUGAAAGUAGAAAUUAAUGGGUUCAAUUGGAAUCGAUGCAAUGAUAAAUAUGGUAGACGAUUGAUUGCAGCGCAACUGUGCGCUGGUGGCGAAGAAGGAAAGGACUCGUGCAGUGGUGACAGCGGCGGUCCAUUACAUGCAGAUGAUAAAACCAGUAGAGGAAUACCCUACACAUAUCUGGCUGGAAUUGUAUCAAGAGGUCCACAAAGAUGCGGCACACCGGGCUAUCCUGCGAUUUAUACGAAAGUUGAUCAAUAUCUCGAUUGGAUCAUGCAGAAUAUGAAGCCUUAGAUAAUGAGAAAAAACCGUUGAGAUAUUUUUUUACAUGAACAAACGUAAUUUAAAUGAGUUCAAGAUUGUAUUGCAAUUAAAUUGGAAUUCAGAACAAAAUAAACUAAUAUCACUACUGUCAA